Wallemia ichthyophaga EXF-994 is the source of this 660-nucleotide messenger RNA. RefSeq lists its product as uncharacterized. The record is from RefSeq and is a predicted model, not a curated record. NCBI's taxonomy places the organism in Eukaryota, Fungi, Basidiomycota, Wallemiomycetes, Wallemiales, Wallemiaceae. The transcript has 3 exons. Bases 1 to 660 code for a protein of 219 amino acids.
AUGCCGCUGAAAUUGGCGCAUCACAAAUCAUAUCAUCCGUACAACGCAGCCAACAUCGAGCGAGUCCGACAGGAUGAAGAGCAGGCACGACUAUCUGAGCAGCUCGAGACGCAGGUGGGCCGGAGCGAAGAAUCUAAACGCAAACUGGAUAUUCUGAGGGGGAGAAGCAAGAAGGGCGAGAAGGGCGAGAAGAGUGAGCAGCAGCAACACCCAAACUUCUGGCAGCACCUCGAGCAGCCCCCUCAGUCUUCCAAACAGAGCAACGAAGCCACCGCUGCUAUUAACACGGAUAUGCAAAUGGUGCAUCCCACUCCACGCUGGUACGACGUAGAUACUUCUGGAGAUCCCUCCCAAGCUGCAGACGCUGCAGACGCAGAAGAUGCGGCUGAUAAGAGUGGCAGCGGCAGUAACAGCUUGAAAAGUAGAAUGAAACGGCAACGCGAAGACCCUAUGCACGACACUCUCAUCAAGGAUCGCGACGACCCCCUCAACGAUAUCCUUCAAGCGACUGCUGAGCUAGACAGCGCAAAACGGAAUAAAGAAAGUACACGGAGUAGGCGCGAUAAACACAGUAAGCACAGGAAGCGCGAUAGUAGUUCAUUGCACAAGAGUAAAGAGCGAGAACAAUCGCAUGCACGAUCGCGGGCGCAUAAAGUGUAG